Hermetia illucens (black soldier fly) is the source of this 3615-nucleotide messenger RNA. RefSeq lists its product as uncharacterized. The record is from RefSeq and is a predicted model, not a curated record. Gene Ontology annotation, biological process: DNA integration. The coding region runs from base 1 to 3615 and encodes 1204 amino acids. Gene Ontology annotation, molecular function: nucleic acid binding. Lineage: Eukaryota; Metazoa; Arthropoda; Insecta; Diptera; Stratiomyidae. The transcript is spliced from 5 exons.
AUGAAUUUUAAUACAAACUAUGAAAACAUAAAGGUAUACGGAUUCAAUGGCAAGGAGUCUAAAAUUUCCAGAUCUAUUAAUGCACGCAUAAGCUCUUUGGAUAAUACGUACACAAAGCAUUUGAACUUUCUAUGUGUAGACCACAUUAUGAAUAAUGUUCCGGCUCAAAAUAUGCCUAAAUUAUUCUUGCCCAUCGGGGAUGAUAGGUUAGCGGAUAUUAAUUACUUUAUAUCAGCUCCUAUUAAUCUGUUGCUAGGCGUCGAAUGCUUUUAUGAAUUUUUAAAAGGAGAUAGGCUAAAUUUGACUAAGGGAUUACUGCUUCAGAACACUGUUUUUGGUUGGAUGGUAACCGGUCAUACAAACACAAAAUCAAAUGACAAAGUGUCAUUAUGUUUAGAUAUUGAAAGAAGUCAAGAAUGUGAAACUAUUCAAGAUAACAAAAUUGAAAAAGAUAAUCAAAUUGAAUUGCUUUUUGAAAAAACUAGUUCGAGAACUAAUGAAGGUAGAUUUAUUGUUCAGCAUCAUUUCAAUGAAAACAUUAAAAAUUUAGGAAGCACGUAUACAACUGCUUUGAGAAGAUUUUUAGGAUUGGAGAAAAAAUUACAAGCAAAUAAUGAAUUGAAUACACAUUAUUCAGAGUUCAUGAUGGAGUACUUAAAUUUAAAACACAUGAGGUUGGCAUCGAAUCAAAAUGAUUUUAGUGGCUACUUUUUGCCACAUCAUGGGGUAUUGCGCCCUUCAGCUGAAUCAACUAAGCUAAGGGUGGUUUUUGAUGCAUCUUGCAUCUCAUCUAGUGGCCUAUCAUUAAAUAAUUGUUUGUCAUUAGGCCCAAAGUUGCAACAGGAUAUUUUUGAUAUUCUAAUCAGAUUUAGAAAAUAUAAAUAUGUAUUAACAGCAGACAUUAGAAUGAUGUACCGUCAAAUUUUAAUGAACGAAUUAGAUACCUGUUAUCAAAAGAUUUUAUGGCGUCCGAAUAGAAAUGAAAAGAUACAAAUUUUUGAAUUAUUAACGCUUACCUAUGGUACUGUGGAUGCUCCGUAUCUUGCAGUAAAAUGUUUACAAUCCCUUGCUAAUUUAAAUAAGAGGGAAUAUCCCUUAGAAAGCCAAAUUAUACUUUCUGAUUUUUAUAUGGACGAUUUAGUAACGGGAGCAAAUUCUUUGAAGCAAUUGGAAAAAAUAGCAAAUAACAUAAGGGGUAUACUAUCACAAGCAAAACUUGAAUUGCAUAAAUGGUAUUCUAACUCUUAUGAUAUAGUAAAAAACAUAUCACAAAUGAGUGUAGACGAUUUUAAUUCAAAAUGUAACUCAAAAGUACUAGGUGUAUCAUGGAAUGUCUUGCAUGAUUAUUUUGAAUUUCCGAAUUAUUAUUUUUGCAAUAUGAAUAACAUAACAAAGAGAAAAGUUUUAAGUGAGAUCUCAAUGAUAUAUGAUCCAAUGGGAUUAUUGGGUCCAAUAUCGUUUAAAGCUAAAUAUUUAAUGCAGCAAAUAUGGAAGUGUGAAUUAAACUGGGAUGAUAAUAUUCCAGUUGAAAUAUUAAAAACGUGGACUAUGCUUAAAUCUCAAUUUGGACUUUUAGAGAAUAUAAAGAUUAAUAGACCAUUUGAAAUGAAUGAGUCCGAAGUUGUUGAUUUAAUUGGAUUUUCGGAUGCAUCAACAAUGGGAUACGGUGCCUGUGUUUAUAUCAGAAUCAAGAGAGAGGAAAAUUAUGAAUUAAAGUUAGUAUGUUCCAAAUCUAGAAUUGCUCCAAUAAAGGGAUUAACGCUACCGCGAUUAGAACUAAAUGGAACUGUGUUGUUAGCUAAAUUAAUGAAACGGGUAGUAACUACUUUAAAACUAAAUCCCGACCCAAAGAUUACACUCUUUUCCGACAGUAUGAUUGCCUUAAGUUGGAUAAAAACUAAGGUAUUACGUAGAGAUAUUUACAUUAAUAAUAGGGUAAGUGAGAUUUUGAAUAUUUCCAAUCCUGAGCAUUGGUAUUACACAAAUACGAAAUCAAAUCCAGCUGAUUUCGUUAGUAGGGGCAUGUUCCCAAUCGACUUAGUUAAAAAUAAAAUGUGGUGGUAUGGUCCAGAUUUUUUGAAAGAUUUUUCAAAUUCUUGGAUUUUACAUAAUGAGAAAAGGUUUCAUAAUAGCAUAAUUGUCGCGGAAUCUAUCAAUAAAGAGCAUGAAAAAAUAGUUCAAGUAACAAACAUUCAAAUUUAUAGGGGGUACUUAACUGUAAAAGAAUUAAGACUCGCGGAAAUGAAGUUAAUAAAAUAUAUACAACAACAAUCAUUUUCAAAAGAAUUGAUUGAACUGGAAAAAGGACAAGAAGUAUCAAAUCGAUCCUCGUUACUCAGUUUAAAUCCUUUUUAUGAUCAGAAUAAAAUACUUAGAGUAGGAGGAAGAUUAAAAAAUUCUUUAUUAAAAGAAAAUAAUAAAUUUCCAAUCAUACUUCCAACUAAAAAUCACUUUGUAAACCUAAUUAUAUUAGAGAAACACAAGGAAUUGCAUCAUGGAUCAUAUCAAUUAUUGUUAUCUGAAUUGAGACAGAAAUAUUGGAUUCUUAACGGUGCGAAUUACAUAAAAAAUUUAAUUUCAAAAUGCGUAGAAUGUAGAAAAUUCAAGAUUAAAACUUAUAAUCAAAUUAUGGGCAAUUUACCAGAAGAUCGUGUUAGACCAAGUAGACCUUUUUCGGUUGCAGGCGUAGAUUAUGCAGGGCCGUUCAAUACCAAAUUUGGACCUUCAAGAUCCACUACGUCUUGUAAGUCAUAUAUUGUCUUAUUUAUUUGCUUCAGUACCAAGGCGAUACAUUUAGAAUUAGUUCAAAGUUUAAGCACUGAUGCCUUUUUUGCGGCGUUUAAAAGAUUUAUCGGUAGAAGGGGAUUGCCUUUAAAAAUAUAUUCAGACAAUGGAACUAAUUUUAUUGGAGCUAGAAAUGAACUGAAGGCUUUCUUAAAAAAAUAUACUGAAGAAGAAAAUGUCCUAAAUUUUAUGAAUGUAAACGAAAUAGAAUGGAAUUUAAUUCCGCCACGAAAUCCACAUUUCGGUGGAUUGUGGGAAGGAAAUAUUAGAUCCGUAAAAAUGUAUUUGAAAAAAAUGACAGGAUCUAUUUUGUUAUCAUAUGAGGAGUUUAACACAAUUAUUAUUGAAAUAGAAGCUUGUUUAAAUUCAAGGUCAAUUACGCCUAUUUCGAAUGAUCCCGAUGAAUUGAUGGUAUUGACGCCAGGCCAUUUCUUAAUAGGUGAUUCCUUAAGAACCAUAAAUAUACCUAACGUUGAUGAAAAUAUUAAAUACUCAGAACGAUGGAAGUUGUGCCAACAACAAGUUCGAAAAUUUUGGAGAAAUUGGCAGAAAGGAUAUUUAAAUUCAUUACAACAGAGAAUUAAAUGGAAAAAACCGAAGGUCAAUAUUGAAUUGAAUAAUAUAGUUAUUAUUAAAGAAGAUCAUUUGCCGCAGCAACAAUGGCUACUAGGUAGAUGGCAGUUGCAGCAACAGCACCAGCAGAACUCACAACAGCAACCGACUCAGCAGCAAUUCCAACAGAAUUUACAACAACGGCAGCAGCAGUCGCAACAUCAGCAAUCACAACGACAACCAGCUCACUUGGACGACGUCGCCGCAGAAAAAUUAUGA